Messenger RNA from Paramecium pentaurelia, 435 nucleotides. The record is from the annotation of a GenBank genome assembly. Lineage: Eukaryota; Ciliophora; Oligohymenophorea; Peniculida; Parameciidae.
AUGGCUGAAUAAUUAACGGAAGAAGAAAUCUUUGAAUUUAAAGAAGCCUUCGACUUUUUGGAUAAGAAUUGUGAUGGCGUUAUUACAGCUAAUUAAUUCUCAACAAUUUUGAGAUCAAUUGGCUAAAACCCAACUGAGAAAGAAGUAUAGGAUAUAUUCAUAGAAUUUGAUGCUGAUGAAGAUGGAACAAUCGAUUUUGCUUAAUUUUUAUGUUUGAUGGGCAGAAAAAUGAAGGAAUUGGAAUCUGAAGAGAGAAAAAAAUUAGACAAAGAUGGAAAUGAACUCAUAUCAAUACCUGAAUUAAGAUGUGCCAUGAAAAAUUAAGGAGAAAAAUUGACAGAUAACGAAAUAGAGGAUAUGAUAGAAGAGGCUGAUAAGGAUGGUGACGGUUAUAUUAGUUAUGAAGAAUUUGUAAGAAUGAUGAUUCCCAAAUGA